GCCCUCAGCCUGGGCUUCAGGACUCUCGCGAGACCUGGGGCCUCCGUUACGCGCCGCCCCGCCUGAGCAGCGCACUUCUCGCGAGGCUGAGGCAGGGCCGGGCCCGACAUGGCGGAAGAGGAGGUGGCCAAGUUGGAGAAGCACUUGAUGCUUCUCCGACAAGAGUAUGUCAAGCUACAGAAGAAACUGGCAGAGACAGAGAAGAGAUGCACCCUUUUGGCUGCACAAGCAAACAAGGAAAGCAGCAGUGAAUCCUUCAUCAGCCGCCUGCUGACGAUUGUGGCCGACCUGUACGAGCAGGAGCAAUACAGUGAUCUGAAGAUAAAGGUUGGGGGCAGGCACAUCAAUGCUCACAAGUUUGUCCUGGCAGCCCGCAGCGAUAGCUGGAGUCUGGCCAGUUUGUCUUCCACCGAGGAGCUGGACCUGUCAGAUGCCAACCCCGAGGUGACAAUGACAAUGCUUCGCUGGAUCUAUACGGAUGAGUUGGAGUUCAGAGAAGAUGAUGUGUUCCUGACUGAGUUGAUGAAACUAGCUAAUCGGUUUCAGCUACAGCUCCUUAGGGAGAGAUGUGAGAAGGGUGUGAUGUCUCUGGUGAACGUCAGGAACUGUAUCCGCUUCUAUCAGACAGCAGAGGAGCUGAAUGCCAGCACGCUCGUGAACUACUGUGCGGAAAUUAUUGCAAGUCACUGGGAUGACUUACGAAAGGAGGACUUCAGCAGCAUGGGUGCUCAGUUAUUAUACAAAAUGAUCAAGUCUAAGACCGAGUACCCCUUACAUAAAGCUAUCAAGGUGGAGCGGGAAGACGUGGUCUUCCUUUAUCUAAUUGAAAUGGAUUCGCAGCUGCCCGGGAAACUGAAUGAACUGGAUCAGAACGGAGAUCUUGCUUUAGAUCUAGCCCUUUCACGACGCCUGGAGAGUAUCGCCAGCACGCUGGUCAGUCACAAAGCUGAUGUGGACAUGGUGGACAAGAACGGCUGGAGCUUGUUGCAUAAAGGAAUCCAAAGAGGAGAUCUCUUCGCUGCCACUUUCCUCAUUAAGAACGGGGCCCUUGUCAAUGCUGCUACAUUGGGUGCCCAGGAGACACCGUUGCACCUUGUAGCUUCGUACAGCUCAGAGAAACACUCUGCAGGUGUGAUGUCCGAGAUGGCACAGAUUGCGGAGGCUCUCCUGCAGGCUGGCGCCAACCCCAACAUGCAGGACAGCAAGGGCAGGACUCCCUUACACUUGUCCAUCAUGGCCAGGAAUGAACACGUCUUCAAUCAGUUGCUGCAGUGUAAACAACUGGAUCUGGAGCUGAAAGACCAUGAGGGCAGCACAGCUCUGUGGCUUGCGGUGCAGUACAUCACGGUGUCUUCCGACCAGUCCGUGAACCCCUUCGAAGACCUCCCUGUGGUCAACGGGACCUCAUUUGAUGAAAACAGCUUUGCCGCCAGACUCAUUCAGCGUGGCAGCAACACCAAUGCGCCUGAUACGGUAACAGGAAAUUGCCUACUCCAGCGGGCGGCUGAAGCAGGAAAUGAGGCAGCAGCUCUUUUCCUGGCAACCAGUGGUGCCCACGUUAACCACAGAAACAAAUGGGGAGAAACGCCGUUGCACACGGCCUGUCGGCACGGCCUGGCCAACCUCACCGCAGAGCUCCUGCAGCAGGGGGCCAACCCAAACCUGCAGACGGAGGAGGCCCUGCCUUCGCCGAAGGAGGCUGCCUCCCUGUCCGGCUCGGCGGACAGCAGCGUCUCCCAGCAGACGCCGCUGCACAUGGCCAUCGCCUACAAUCACCCCGAUGUGGUGUCCAUCAUCCUGGAGCAGAAGGCUAAUGCUCUUCAUGCCACCAACAACUUGCAAAUUAUUCCGGACUUCAGCCUCAAGGAUUCCCGGGACCAAACUGUGCUGGGCCUGGCCUUGUGGACUGGCAUGCACACGAUCGCGGCCCAGCUGCUGGGCUCUGGGGCUUGCAUCAACGACACCAUGUCGGACGGGCAGACCUUGCUGCACAUGGCCAUGCAGCGGCAGGACAGCAAGAGCGCGCUCUUCCUCCUGGAGCACCAGGCGGACAUAAACAUCAGGACUCAGGAUGGGGAGACGGCUCUUCAGCUGGCCAUCAGGAAUCAGCUUCCGCUCGUGGUGGACGCCAUCUGCACCCGAGGAGCCGACAUGUCCGUGCCAGACGAGAAGGGGAACCCUCCCCUGUGGCUCGCCCUGGCAAAUAAUCUGGAGGACAUCGCGUCCACUCUGGUCAGACAUGGUUGUGAUGCCACGUGCUGGGGUCCAGGACCUAGCGGGUGCCUUCAGACACUGCUGCACAGAGCCAUUGACGAAAACAACGAGGCCAUCGCCUGCUUUCUUAUUCGAAGUGGCUGCGACGUGAAUAGUCCCAGACAGCCUGGUGCUAAUGGAGAAGGAGAGGAGGAGGCCAGAGACGGGCAGACCCCCUUGCAUUUGGCAGCCUCCUGGGGCCUGGAGGAGACGAUACAGUGCCUUCUGGAGUUCGGUGCCAAUGUCAAUGCACAGGAUGCAGAAGGAAGAACGCCUGUCCACGUGGCCAUCAGCAACCAACACGGCGUCAUCAUUCAGCUGCUGAUCUCUCACCCCGACAUCCACCUGAACGUGCGAGACAGGCAGGGCCUGACCCCCUUUGCCUGCGCCAUGACCUACAAGAACAACAAGGCGGCCGAGGCCAUCCUGAAGCGGGAGUCCGGGGCCGCCGAGCAGGUGGAUAACAAGGGCCGGAAUUUUCUUCACGUGGCAGUUCAGAGCUCUGAUAUUGAGAGCGUCCUGUUCCUCAUCAGUGUCCAGGCUAACGUGAAUUCCAGAGUCCAGGAUGCGUCCAAGUUGACCCCUUUGCACCUUGCCGUCCAAGCAGGCUCAGAGAUUAUUGUCCGCAAUUUGCUUCUUGCAGGAGCCAAAGUGAAUGAAUUAACCAAGCACCGCCAGACUGCCCUCCAUCUCGCUGCCCAGCAGGACCUGCCCACCAUCUGCUCAGUCCUCUUGGAGAAUGGAGUGGACUUUGCUGCUGUGGAUGAGAAUGGAAAUAAUGCUCUGCAUCUCGCGGUCAUGCACGGCCGGCUCAGCAACAUCCGCGUCCUCUUGACAGAGUGCACCGUGGACGCCGAAGCCUUUAAUCUCAGAGGCCAGUCGCCACUGCACAUUUUGGGACAGUAUGGCAAGGAGAAUGCGGCAGCCGUCUUUGAGCUCUUCCUCGAGUGCAUGCCUGAGUAUCCUCUAGAUAAACCAGAUGCAGACGGGAACACCGUGCUGCUCUUAGCGUACAUGAAAGGGAACGCCAACUUGUGCCGCGCCAUUGUCCGGUCCGGGGCUCGCCUGGGGGUCACCAAUAACCAAGGAGUCAACAUCUUCAACUACCAGGUUGCCACCAAGCAGCUGCUCUUUAGACUCUUAGAUAUGCUGUCCAAGGAGCCUCCGUGGUGCGACGGCUCCAACUGCUACGAGUGCACGGCCAAGUUUGGAGUCACUACUCGCAAACAUCACUGUCGUCACUGCGGACGCCUUCUGUGCCAUAAAUGCUCGACCAAGGAGAUUCCUAUUAUAAAGUUUGAUCUGAACAAGCCCGUGCGAGUUUGCAACAUCUGCUUUGAUGUGCUCACUUUGGGCGGGGUCUCUUAGUGAGCCCCCAGGAAGGUCCAGGCCACAUCCUCGGUCGCCUCCCCAGCAGCUGCUCUGCCCACCAGCCUGACCCGCCCAGAGCAGGAGCUGGCAGUCGUCCUCCCGCGGCAACAGACUGGAACAAUUAAGGACCAAAUGGCGUGAUCGAUCUCUUCAAAUGAUUCUGUAUGAUUGUUGUGUGUCGGACUGUGAUCGAGGUCACGAGUUGUCUCAUUAAUUGGACCAGGCCAUGUAGCCUAGGUGGUCAGUGUGAUAGGAAUUAGUCCCCAUUUUGCUAGCAACAUCCAAGGCCACUUCGGAAACCAUUUCCCUUCCAGUAGCCCGGUGUCUGUCUCAGAGCGUUCGUGAAGUCUUCCUGCCUGGACGGACUUUCUAGGCAGAGCCUGACCGUCCGUACGGCAGCUGGCGCGCCCAGCGGCUCGACGAGAGCUGGCUUUACUCCAGGGUAAGUGGCUGCGGACUUUUCUGCACAAUGUUUUCAUAAAGAUCAUAGGAUCCUCUUGCCCUGAAGUCUCUCUCUCUCUCUCUCUUUUUUUUUUUUUUUUUUGGAAAAAGCUAAGCUGUAUUUUUAGUGAGCUACCCCUUUAAAAAAAGGUGAAAUCUUUCUAAACAGGGUUCAAAGAUGAGAGCUGAAAAACUUGUGGCCUUAACAACUGAAAGCUUUACCAGUAUUCAUGUUGCUCGGGUGUCAGGAUUGCGCUUUGGCCGCGCCACCUCCGAGCAGCCGUCUCCUCCUGUCAUCUCGCUGUGUCCUGUCCCCGGAGUCCUCUCAUCUCCCGCUGGGCGCCGCUGGAGGAGAUGCACCCAGAGUGUACUGCACUUUUUAUAUAGCUGCGUUAUUGCCGAUUCCAAUUUAAAAAUCCAUAUUCAACAGACCCCUCCUGCAUCUGUGCCCCGGCGAUGUCAAGGAUCAGCCUUGACCGGACCUCAGCUCACACUGAGUCUUAAAGGGAAAACUCCUGCCGAGUGUCGUGUCGAGCAAGAGAGUCUCACGGGCCAAGCGAGGAGAAGGGGGACUCUCUGACCUCGGGCCGACAGGUCCCAUCUCCUCGCCCGAGGGCUUCUUGCUGAACGAUUCCCGGUCGUGCCGUGCGUGCUGUCGGUCCCAGGUCCCAGUUCUGUGUCGCUUGUCCCGCCCCUGAGAGCCGGCAGCCGAAGGCCCUGGCCCAGCGUGUGCUGAGUGAGGCCCCAGAGCUUAUCAGGCCUUAGCGGCUGCUGGUAUGUACAUGAACCCAUUAACCCACUUCAUUUUUUUGAACGUUUGGCCAGUUCUUUAAAUAUGCACAUUUGAAGAGAAACUUCUACCACUGCUUUAAAAAAAGAUAAAAACAAAACUCUGAGAUGAACCAUAUGUGUUGUAGUUACACUCAGAGAUUAACAGUCUCAGCCAUACAUACUGUUUUUUUCAGACAUUUAAUAACCACUACAUUUUUUUUUUUUUUUUUUUUUGCAUUCAUGAAGUAUGGAUACAUGUAUAACAGGGACUAAAUGUUUUUUUGCAACAGGCUGGUUUUUUGUUUGGAUAGCGGGAUGUCCUCCGGGUUGCUGGAGAUUUACAUAUCCUGUUGCCUAAAAAUGUGUGUAAAAUGAGCUGAUAAACCAGAGUGCUACUUUUUUUUUUAAUAUUUCUGUGAUUUAUAAGAUAUAUAUGCUUUCUAUGUUAAUAUGAGCUUGUGCACAGUGUUUCAAGGAAAAAAUUAAUUAGAGGGGUUUCCUUGUCCCCUAAAGUCUGUGACAUAUUUCAUAUAGAAUUUUUAUAGAAAAACAACUAGUCUUGGCAAACACCUGACCAUAUGAAACAUGCGGUCAGUUUCCAUUUUCUGUUGCCUAAACAGGGCCCGAGGAAGUAGGCCUUAGUUAGGUGGCUUGGUUCUUUAACUGGAAAGAUAAUUAUGCUUCAGAUAGGCAUUGAGGUGGUCGGUACUUUUAUAGCUGUUCUUUUAACAUUUGUGGUGGAGAGAGGAGGGCAGGAAUUCAGUCAGGGAUGAGGCUGAUUGUCCUGUCCCUGCCCCACCAUUACCAGUUCCAGUAACAAUCUUGCCUCUAAUCGCACUUCAAAUCAUGUUUAAAAUAUGUUGAGUCAAACUUCCUUUUUCUUCGUGGAGUCCAGGGAUAGCAAUGGUACUUAGCCGCCAUGGGGUGGGGGGAACAUGGCGUGAGUUCCACAUUGGCUUGGGGGUGCGUUCUUGGAGCUCUAGAAAGAGCACCUUUCCAGAGUCUCGGAUCUCCCUGAGGUGCCGACGUGCACGGGGCUGCGUGCCGCAGGGUCCUCCAGUGGUGGCUGCCGGGGGCGGGGGGGGGCUGUGCAUGUUCUCUGUCCCCUCUGUGCUCUCCAGGCUGUCACACUUGAUCCUACAACUGCCUAGCUGUUCUUGUGAAGUUUGAACCCAUAGCUUAAGUACUACUAAUAGCAACAUCUCAAUUUUAUUUAUCCAGAAAGUUGCCAACUGUAAAUGAGUAGAGCAGGAAGAAUGAACUCUACGGACCUCUAACGUGUCGCGUCAGUCAACAUGUGACCCUCACUUAGCUUUUAACUGCCUCUUGCUCAUCCCCAGAUUUAUGCUACAGUGUGUUCUUAACAGCCUUUUCUUUUCUUUUUAAGAGGAGGGUACAGACCCUGUGCUAUGUAUAAAUGGAAUGGCUAGAACGAUCUCGCAGUGACCCUCUAACACAGGAAUUUUCCACAAAUUUAAGUGCCUCCCCUUAGGACUUCUUGACUUGCAGCUGUCUUUUUAGUGGUGUCUCACUGAAGGAGGUAUUAGCGUGUGUGUUCUGUUCGGAGCUUGUUGCUGUGCGUUGUCCACCCCGGUUACAGUUUCGUCGAGGCCAGACGAGAUUGCUCGGUUCACCUGCCAUAUUCUCUCCAGGAGUGGGGUCCCCGUGACUGUCAGUCCUCUACCUCAGAGCCCUGGGUUGUUUGUGACCGCCCUGUUCAGCGUCUCACUCUUCUCCCUGAAUGGGGUCCCUGCGCGGAACUCGGCCUGCAUGUGGGUUCCCCACCCCUCCCCAUUCGUGUCUCCCACCUUGUAGGGAACAGUGUGCUCAUCUUGUCCGCAGGCGUGAAGUGGAAGAAGAGCCUUGGGGCAGGGGAGAGCCUUGAUCUCCAUCCAGCUUUUUGGUUUUUUUUUUUUUUUUUUUUUAAUCUGGAGAAAAAACUCCAUUGACCUAUAUAAUGCUUAGGCGUGAGAGGCAGACUAAGCCCCACCCCCCAGGCGAUGGUGACAUGAGCAGGUAAAUGCACCGGUUCGGUGACAGCCCCCCUUGGAGCUUGCAGGUUGAGACCGUGAUGGAGCUUCUGAAACAAGCUUUCUUCCAGGACCUAGGGUUGCUUCCCUCAGGACCAGCCCCGGGAGAACCGGGCCCAAGGCUGGCAAACCCAGCCCUUGCAGAUCUGAAGCACCAGAGCUCCCCAGCCUGUGCUGUGGAGGGGAGGGAGCAGAGGGGAAACAGCUUUCUGAAGGGGUUUGGAAGCCACAUUCCCCUUUUUUGUGCAAGUAAUUUAGAGAAGAGCUGAUUAUUUGACAAGAUAAAAACUAAACACUUGUUACAUUUCCAGAAGUUAUCAUAGAUGCCUUAAAGACUUUCUUUGGAAGAUCAUUGCCUGUACAGUUACUUUUUGUGUGUGGCAUAAAUAAUGCAGUAACCUGUUACAACUGACAACGUUGGUUUUCUGUAGCUAAGGAGUCUUGAGUUGGCAGCCUGCUCGACUUAAUGGCUCAAUGUCCUUUUUGGCAGAUGUGUGGAGCUGGCUGUUACCAUGACAACCUGUGUGCUAUACCAAGGGGAGGGGCUGGGCAGAAACAGCAGGCACACAUUCGGGUUGAUCACCUUGGCUUCCAAGCCAUCCGGGUGGUGCUCGGUGUGGGGCAAGGGCAUCUUAAGAGGACCAUGGCGCGUAUCAGCAUCGUUUCUUUGGAGUCUGUGUAAUGGAAUGUAUUUUUCAAAUACUGAUAUUUGCAUUUUCUGUAAUAAUUCCUUAUAAAUAAAAUGAGGUAAAAUUGUGCAUUUAAAUUGGAAAUCUUAAUAACACAUUUGUAGUUCUUUUUAAUGCAAAAAGUACCAAUAAGCAUUAAAAACAAACAAACUUUAAACUCUU
Sus scrofa (pig) is the source of this 7717-nucleotide messenger RNA. It is a transcript of the gene ANKFY1, whose product is annotated as ankyrin repeat and FYVE domain containing 1. NCBI's taxonomy places the organism in Eukaryota, Metazoa, Chordata, Mammalia, Artiodactyla, Suidae. Gene Ontology annotation, molecular function: protein binding; metal ion binding. The record is from RefSeq and is a predicted model, not a curated record.